Messenger RNA from Didymodactylos carnosus, 1251 nucleotides. The record is from the annotation of a GenBank genome assembly. Lineage: Eukaryota; Metazoa; Rotifera; Eurotatoria; Philodinida; Philodinidae.
AUGUCGUCAAAUACAAUUUAUCGUCGAGGAUUAAAAGAAUUAUUAAUCGACGAUUAUCUUGAUCUUGAUGAAGAAGAAACAAGUACAAAUCUAACAACAAAAGAUGAAGAUAAAGUUCGAUUUGUGCCCAAUGAAAAACCUGGUCAAGAUACAUUAAAAAAAAUAAUUUAUCAUCAAUCUUAUGAAUAUGUUAUGGCCGUUGUUGUCUUCUCAAGUAGUAUUACACUAGGAUUGAGUUUAGAAACAGAAGAAGAAUAUAAAAAUGAUAAAUUAAGACAAGAUAUUAUUUAUGCAUUAGAUGAAUUUUUUAUUGGACUAUUGUUUGUUGAAUUUUGUUUGAAAAUCUAUUUGGAACAAGCCAAUUAUUGGCUAAAUUGGCUUAAUAUUUAUGAUUUCUUAGUUAUCUUGGCAGCUGUCGCUGAAGUUAUUUCAACUUUUAUAUCAGAUCAAAGUGUAACAAUCCGUAAUAUACUAAAAGGUCUAAGAUUUUUGCAAUUAUUAAGAUUUUAUCGUGUUAUUACAUUAUCAGAAGGUUUACAAGUAUUAGCCAGUGCUCUCACUAAAACAGUCAUCACUUACACGUUUAGUGUUACAAUGCUCAUAUUUUUAUGUAUCUAUGUUGUGGCAGUUAUCGGACAAAUAUUAUAUGGGAAACCGGAGCAGAGUCCAUGGCAUCAGUUUUCAAAUUCAUUAACAAUCUCUAUGCGUUUAAUAUUUGUAGAUAACUGGAAUACUUUGAGUGACGAAUUAGAUUCACAAGGUUCACCAAAAAUAUCUCGAUGGUUUUUCUCGAUUGUGGUUUUCAUCGGUUACUAUGUUGUUACAAACAUUCUUGUUGGUAUUAUGAUUAAUAGUGUGUCGUUGGCUAAUGAUGAAUAUAUUAAACAACGUCGACAAGAAAAAAUACUUCGAAAUCAAAAGAAACGUGAAGAAUUAUCGAAACGAACGAAGCAAGUAUUAAAUACGCAUUUGUUAGACUCACAAAAUAAAACCGAAAAUACUCUAGAUAAAAUAAAUACAAAAUUGAAACUGAUUCAUAAUGAGACAAUCGAACCAUCGGAUUUAUCUUUUUCGAUCGAUUGGUUAGAAGCACUCGUGUCAUGUAGUGAAAAAAAUCGUGAUGAAGCAAAAUCGGCAAGAAAAUUAAUUGUACACAUUAUAGAAAGUCUAGCAGAUAUUGUCGAAGAAAAUAUGAAAAGAAACGAGAAAGAAUCAUUAGCAAGAAGACAUAUAGCUAAUAUAAACGAUUAG